AUGUCGGGGCUUCGGCGUAGACGGCCGGGGUCUGCAAGUGAAACUCCUGCUCUAGAAGACACUAGUGAGUCAACUGGACUGGAGAGGCCUAGUGAGAGUGAGACGCGUAUGGUGGCAACGGAAGGGAGAACUGCUCAAGUCUCUCCGUUUUGGAGUGAGCGAGCCAGGGCUGAAGCUGUUUUGGCAGCGGCAAGACCUGCAGGAUUGGAUGAGGCGGCUGAAGGUGCAAGUUCGGCGCGAGGGAGUGAUUCUACUGAGUUGCGAGCAGACACUGGGCGAACUGGUGCGGAUGAGACUCGUGCGCAAGCACGUGCAGAGGUAGAUGAGCUUCAACAAGUUCAGCUUGCAGGACCAUUUCCGAUAGGGGAGCCAAGAUCUUUUGGCCCUGGUGGGGUGGUGGCGCCGCUAGCUUCGGUAGAAGGCCCUGGAGUUCAAGCUCAGGAGUCCCUUGAACAUGCUGUUCCCCAGGAUCGCCCUGAGGAUGCCCGCCUUGGCAUGCGUCCUGGCGAAAGAUUAGUAGUGGAAAAGAUGCGAGAUCUUCUUCGCGAUCUUUUUGAUCAAAACCAGCGCUUGAUAGAACAGCAACAAACCUUGCAAGGGCGCGUAGAUAAGAUAGAGGAUGUCCAGCCUAUCAUGGGUGAUCUCUCAGAUAAAAGCUCCAUCUGGUGGUCCCAGGUGACGCGGGUUGCUCAGGAUGCUUAUGCAAACUGGCAACGGUCCGUCACCGCUUAUGCCCGACUGUUGCAAGCUGAGAUGGAGACUUUGUCACUGUCUGGAGCUGAUGUUGAUCUUGACCACGUUAAGAAGAAGGGCGUUGCUUCAACUGCGGGGCAGAGGGACAUCGAGUUGAGGCGUGCAAUCGUCCAAAAGGAGAUGCUAGCAAAGGGGCAAAAGGUACUGGGUGUGUUAGUUUCGGAGCUUGGAUGCGAAGUGGAGUGGACAGGUGGUACAUGUAAAGUGGUCCAUCCCAAAAGAGGAGUUCUUCCGGUAGUCAUGACCAACCAAUGUCCUGAAUUGGAUCAUGAUCUAACAGUUUCUCUGAUCAAGGAGAUAGAGAACAGGCGAGCUAGGCUUAUGCAGCGGGCCUUGUUUGUGAAAGCGUUGGAGCUUGCUCCAAUGGCAGUGGAGUCACAGGACGUGGAUCAAGGAUACCUUCGUUGGUUGCGAGACCUCAGUCCAGAUGCUCCGGCGGAAUUGCUUGCUCAGGUUCCUCCUGAGUGGGGGUCAGAGGUAAAGGGGGAAGAUGUUCCAUUGAACCGGCGAAUCCGCCGUCAGGUAAGGCAAGCCAAACAUGUGGUUCUCCAUUUGUAUUCCGGCAAGACCAAGGCCCGGGAAUUUGGAAGUCUUCCCAGUUCCGUGUAUGUCCUCAGCAUCGAUAUAAGCAGUGGGGCUAACAUGACAUCAGGAGCCCUGUACAGGUAUCUUUGUCAGCUGUGUGAAAGCGGUAAAGUCAUUGGAGUCCUGGGUGGUCCUCCUUGUGCUACUUUGAGCGUCUUACGCCAGAUUCAGGAUGGAGGGCCGCGACCUCUGCGCGGGCGAUCUGGAGUGGCCAGGUUUAGUCUAGAAGGACUAAGCGCGGCAGAGCAGAGUAGGGUAGAUAAGGCAAACAUUCUUAUCUUUAGAAUGCUGUUGCUGUACAAGAUCGCCAAUGAAGCCUCGGAGGGUAACACGUUCUUUGCCUUAGAAGGGCCUCAAGACCCCAUGACCUAUCACAAAAAGGUGGAUGCUCAGGUUCCUUCAUUCUUUGCAUGGCCUGAGGUACAGUACCUUGGGGAAACCGAAGGCAUGAUGGUAGCCUGCUUCAAUCAAGCGGAUUUUGGCCACAUGAUAACCAAGCCAACCUCCAUCCUCACAAAUUCGUGGAAGUUGUACACCCUCUUGCAUGGUAGGAAUGACGUGUACAAACCUGCGUGUAGAGAAGGUACCUUGAGUGAACGGAUUCAGCGCAGUCCGUUGUGGGGCAAGUGGGCGCCGGCGCCGGGUUUGUGUAGAGCCCUAGGGGAGGCCCUGAUUGGCUGGAUGUCAACUACUCCACAGCAGCGGGCUGUGAAUGAGGAUGAAGAGCAAGCUGUAAUCAAGGCUCUCUCGAAGGGCGAUCAAGCCUUUGUGGAGCACUGCGAAAAGGAUCAUCUGGGCUAUCGCUCAGCUCAGGACUAUGACAUCCCAGCAGAUUGGCAAGAGGAUGCCGCAGACCCAUCAGCAGAACCGGGGGCCAUAAAGGAGCUUCAGAAGCCUGUUCGUGUUGUGCCUCUUGUCUUCGCGGAACCCAUUGCAUCCAAGAAAGAUCAACUGCUAGCUGGUGGCCCCAUGCUGCACGACAAUGGGCCGAAGGGCGCUAUCGUCAAGGAACCAAUCCAAUUUGAGGGCACAGAAGAUCCUAAUGAAGAGGCGCCAGACUUGAUGGCCGAUCUUCAAGAGGAUGCUGGUGCUGCAGUUGCAGUAAGACUUCUCCAGUCGGCCUUUUUCCUGCUGUUCGUCACGUAA
Molecule: messenger RNA, 2484 nt
Organism: Symbiodinium pilosum
Lineage: Eukaryota; Dinophyceae; Suessiales; Symbiodiniaceae
Source: the annotation of a GenBank genome assembly